Molecule: messenger RNA, 1530 nt
Organism: Periophthalmus magnuspinnatus
Lineage: Eukaryota; Metazoa; Chordata; Actinopteri; Gobiiformes; Gobiidae
Gene: pdgfrl
Product: platelet-derived growth factor receptor-like
Exons: 2
Coding region: 20-388 (122 amino acids)
Source: RefSeq, a predicted model, not a curated record
AUCUGAAACAGUUUUUGAAAUGACUAAACCUACUCAUUUAUGGCUUAUAUGUGUCUCUCCAGUCCCUAGUGGCGCUCCGUUUGUCAGCGUUGAAAAGUCUCCAGAUUUUGUGAUGGAGGGCGACUCUGUGAAUGUGACCUGUACUGUCCUAGGAGAGCCUGAGGUCCCCAUACACUUCAACUGGAUCUAUCCCAACCAGCCGUCCCGUCCUGUUCAGGUGCAUUCGUCCUGGCGACUGGUGAAGAGGGGGCUGGGACACACCACUCGAGUCUCUCAAAGUGUCCUUGUCAUUAAAGAGAUGAACCGCAGGUCCUUUGGGAGUUACAUCUGCAAAGCGAAGAACAAAUAUGGAGAAACUAUAGUGGCCACCAAUGUACAGUCUGGAUAAACUGUCAAAAUAUCUAAGAACACAAUCACUUAAAGGAGCACUAAAACACUAUAGCUUUUCUGGUGUAGGAUCCAUCACCCUGUCUUCUCCAUGGAGAUAUUUUGACACGUUAGAAAUGUUACAUAGAAUGGCAUUAAACUUAUUAAUCUUCAUGAGAACAAGUUGGUGACACUCUCAGGCCAAGUUAUAGGUCAGAUCAGAGGUGGGGCAAGCCUUACCUGGCUCAUGGCAGAUUGAUAUGUGUCACUCUGAACUUAGUUCUACACAUAAUAAAUCUGGGAUGGCUCUCGCUGAAAGCGAUCAGAAAACGUGAAACAUCAUGGCGAUAAUUUGAGUCUGAUUGGUUGAAGAACAAGACAAAACUUUUGUUACAUCCAGUUGAGAGAAUGGCACAGACAUCUUCCCUGUCCACAGAUGCAUAAAGCGCUUACCUUCUGCAUGCUUUUCACAAACAAAAUGGUCAGUAUUGACACUAAAAUAGGUGGUGUUUAUUUUGGUUCACUUGAGCGACUCACCUCUGGCUUUUGCACAAACGUCAGUGUGUGCAAAAGCCAGAGGUACCUAUUGCACCAGGGGGCACGCCAAGAUGGAUUCUCAUGGGUUUGUGAACUCACAAAUAUCACAAGAAUCCAUUUUGCUGUGCAAGGUUAUGGUAAGCCAGCUCACUAUAAUUUGUAGGCAUGUUUUUCAAGGUGUUUUUGAGCAAUAAAAAUACAUGUAAUUUAAUAAAUGCAUAAUAGAUAUGUAUCAGACAAAGCAAGGUGGCAGAUCCCCUCACCAGAAAAGUUACAUAGUGCACUUUUAAGAGCAUCUUUUGAAUCUACCUGAAAAUAAAAAAAAUAUCAUAAUUUUAUCUAAGCAUCAAAGAUUUCCUACCAAAUACCUGCUAGUCAGUGCUGAAGGAAGGACAGUUAGAUAGUCCUGGUUAAAUCCUUGUUUGCAGUCUAAUCCAAAACUAAACCAAAGACCUCCCUAUUGGAAAAAGCAAUUCCAUAUAAUAUACAAUAGUAAUAGUAUUGUACUGCUUGUAAAUAUUUUUGAACUGAUUUGCAACCAGAGAUUCUUUUAUAUGCCGUGAAAAUGUUCAUAGAUUGUACCAUGUUUUGUCCUAACAAUAAAUGUGUGUUCUGUGUUUUUCAUCA